Molecule: messenger RNA, 1217 nt
Organism: Pichia membranifaciens NRRL Y-2026
Lineage: Eukaryota; Fungi; Ascomycota; Pichiomycetes; Pichiales; Pichiaceae
Exons: 1
Coding region: 76-1146 (356 amino acids)
Biological process (GO): tRNA threonylcarbamoyladenosine modification
Cellular component (GO): cytoplasm; EKC/KEOPS complex
Source: RefSeq, a predicted model, not a curated record
UGACAUUUGAAUAAGACGGGAUUUCUGGGGAGAUCUAGCCAUUAGUGCUGGUGCCGGUAUACUAAACGACUGAAUAUGAAGCUAGACUUUGAUACACGGGCAAAAAAGGGCCAGAAAUGGUACAUUGGUCUCGGAAUGGAGGGAUCCGCAAAUAAGUUAGGAAUAGGGGUGGUGAAGCAGCCGGUCGGAAAUCCGGCGAUCAAGGAGAACCGUGCCGUGAUCAUGAGCAAUGUCAGAGACACAUACAAUGCACCACCGGGUCAGGGGUUCAUGCCUCGAGACACUGCCAGACACCACCGCAACUGGGUAGUCCGGCUCGUCAAACAAGCCAUUGAGGAAGCCGGAAUCACGUCAAGCGAUAUCGACUGCAUAUGUUUCACACAGGGACCAGGGAUGGGUGCUCCCUUGCAAAGUGUGGUGGUAGCAGCUCGUGCUCUAAGUUUGAUGUGGAAAGUGCCGUUGGUCGGGGUGAAUCACUGCAUAGGUCACAUCGAGAUGGGCCGGGAGGUGACAGGUGCCGACAACCCAGUGGUGUUGUAUGUCAGUGGAGGAAAUACACAGGUGAUUGCCUACAGCAGACAGAGGUAUCGUAUUUUUGGAGAAACCUUGGACAUUGCGGUCGGGAACUGCUUGGACCGGUUUGCCAGGGUGUUGAAGAUCCCCAACGACCCGUCCCCGGGCUACAACAUUGAGCAGUUGGCCAAAGGCGGAAGCAAGUUCAUCGAGCUCCCGUACACGGUCAAGGGCAUGGACUUGAGCAUGAGUGGGAUUUUGGAGUACAUCGAGGAGAUUGUGCGUCGAGGAACCGAGAAGGUCGAGGACCUCUGCUACUCCUUGCAGGAGUGUCUCUUUGCGAUGCUCGUGGAGAUCACCGAGCGUGCGAUGGCCCACGUGAACUCCAGGCAGGUGCUUAUCGUCGGGGGUGUUGGCUGCAACGAGAGGUUACAAGAGAUGAUGGGCAUAAUGGCCCGUGACCGUGGCGGACACGUCUACGCCACCGAUGAGCGGUUUUGCAUCGAUAACGGAGUGAUGAUUGCCCAGGCCGGGAUUCUAGAGUACCGCAUGGGCGCUGAGUGUGCCGUUGAAGACAGUAUCUGCAGCCAGAAGUUUCGGACCGACGAAGUCUUUGUCAGGUGGAGACAGUAGUUUCCGUAGUGUCCGUAAUGUGUAUACCUUUUUGUGUAGUUUUCAUCUGUACAGAAAUGAAAUGUUGAAAC